CUGACUUUGAGCAAGCAAGCAAGAAGCAAGCAAACGUCGUUUUUGUGUGUCGCAGAAGUGGAGUGUUCGUGUGUGAUUGAGUGCUGUGAACCGAGCCAGCGAACGAGCUCACUGGCAACCAAGGCAAGAUGGCUGUGCUGAUGGAGACGAGCCUGGGCGAUCUUGAGAUCGACCUCUACACAGAGGAAUGCCCCCAAGAGGCCAUGAACUUCCUCAAGCUUUGCAAGUGCAAGUACUACAACUUCUCCUUGUUUCACCGCGUUGUGAGGAACUUUGUGGCGCAGACGGGCGACCCAACGGGCCGUGGAUCCGGAGGCGAAUCAGUGUGGGGCGAGACGCUCACCGCAAACACACACAUGAACACACACACACACACACACACACUCUCUCUCUCUCUAGUGAGUGAGAGAGAGAGCGCGCGCAUGUGCGUGUGUGUGUGUGUGCGUGUGUCUUCAAUUCACUCUCAUCAUGUGACGUUUACCACCCUCCACCGCGUUCUUGUUUGCGAUCUACAUCAAGCGUUUUUGCGUCAGGCCAUCCGGCACACGAUUGUGCUUGAUGACCCCUUUGAUGACCCGCCUGGUCUGCCCGUCCCGCCGCAGUCUCCGCUCCCGACACGCGAGCAGAUUGAGGCUGGGCUGAUUGGGGAGGACGAGGAGAUCAACGAGUUUGAAGGGAUGGACGAGACGGAGGUGGAGGAAAUUAUGCGCAAACGCGAGGCUCGUGGCCGUGCACAAGUCCUCGAGAUGGUUGGAGACCUGCCUGAUGCGGACAUCAAAGCGCCUGAGAAUGUUCUGUUUGUGUGCAAACUGAAUCCCGUCACCACCGACGACGACCUUCGUCUCAUCUUCUCCCGAUUCGGGAAAAUCCUCAGCUGCGAGAUUAUCCGGGACUGGAAGACGCAGGAGUCGCUGCAGUAUGCGUUUAUUGAGUUUGAGGACAAGGCCGCGUGCGAGGAGGCGUACCUCAAGAUGGAGAAUGUGCUCAUUGAUGACCGCCGCAUCCACGUCGACUUUAGCCAGUCCGUUGCGAAGCUCAAGGACUACAACCUCCCAAAGGGGUGGAAGAUGAAGGGCAGCGCUUCGGCCAAGGUGCGCAGUGGCAUGGGCGGCCGUGAGAGCCGCGAUCGCCGCCCACAACACCACGAAGCGCAGCAGCACCAGCAGCAACACCAGCAACUUCAGCAGCAGCAGGGGCGUGUUCAUCGUGACGAUGACGCCGAUGAUGAUCGCCAUGAGCGGAGAAGAAGGGAUGAUCGCGGCGGAAGUGGCCGGCGAAGCAGAAGCAGAAGCAGGGACAGGAGGGAACGAAGCCAAGAGCGAAGCAGCAGACACCGUCGCCAUCGCAGCCGUAGUCGUGAUCGUGAUCGUGAUCGUGAUCGUGAUCGUGGUCGUGAUCGUGAUCGUGGUCGUGAUCGUGAUCGUGAUCGUGAUCGUGGUCGUGAUCGGCACCGUCGUCACCAUCGCGAUGACCGGCAUGACCGGCGCAGGCACGAGAGGAGACAUUGA
Messenger RNA from Salpingoeca rosetta, 1508 nucleotides. RefSeq lists its product as uncharacterized. Gene Ontology annotation, biological process: protein folding; protein peptidyl-prolyl isomerization. The transcript is spliced from 11 exons. The coding region runs from base 129 to 1508 and encodes 459 amino acids. Gene Ontology annotation, cellular component: nucleus. Gene Ontology annotation, molecular function: RNA binding; peptidyl-prolyl cis-trans isomerase activity. Lineage: Eukaryota; Choanoflagellata; Craspedida; Salpingoecidae. The record is from RefSeq and is a predicted model, not a curated record.